Molecule: messenger RNA, 672 nt
Organism: Penicillium samsonianum
Lineage: Eukaryota; Fungi; Ascomycota; Eurotiomycetes; Eurotiales; Aspergillaceae
Product: Haloacid dehalogenase type II
Exons: 1
Coding region: 1-672 (223 amino acids)
Source: RefSeq, a predicted model, not a curated record
AUGGGAACAUGCCUCGACUGGCAUAGCAGCGUAGUGGAAGCACUCCCCGCUGCAAUCCCCAAAGAUGAAGCCUCAAAGUUCGCCCUAGAAUGGCGCAGGCAAUAUUUCCUAGAGAAUAGCAAGCGCGUGAAUGAAAACCUCCACCCAGAAGACAUCGAUAUCACCCUUGCCCGCACCCUGGAAGCCCUUCUCGACCAGUCACCCGACCAUAAACCGCACUUCGACGCCGAGAAUAAGAAGCAAAUUAUCGAAGCAUGGCACUCGCAGAAAGCAUGGCCCGAAGUCUCUGAUGCAAUCAAGAGUCUUCGACAAGAACUCGGUCUGGAAGUCUUUGUCCAUGCAAAUGGUACGACACGGCUCCAGUUGGACUUGACUCGGUCUUCCGGGUUAGAGUUUAACAUGUUAUUUUCCAGUCAGCUGCUGGGUGCUUAUAAGCCUCGCCCCGAGGCUUAUAAGAAAGGAUUGGAGCUUGUAAAGCUUCGACCCGAGGAGGUGGUUUUGGUUGCGGCGCAUGCGUAUGAUUUGCGGGGCGCGCAGAAAUGUGGAUUGAGGACCGUGUAUGUUCAUCGGUGGACUGAUGAUAUUGAUGAGGAUAUGGAGGUGGUCAAGACUGAGUUUGAUGUAUUUUUGGAGAAUAUGUAUGGCCUUGCUAGUGCUAUUCAGGGAUUAUGA